Messenger RNA from Vigna radiata var. radiata (mung bean), 2120 nucleotides. Its product is annotated as abscisic acid 8'-hydroxylase 4. Lineage: Eukaryota; Viridiplantae; Streptophyta; Magnoliopsida; Fabales; Fabaceae. Bases 408 to 1835 code for a protein of 475 amino acids. The transcript has 9 exons. Gene Ontology annotation, biological process: sterol metabolic process. Gene Ontology annotation, molecular function: heme binding; (+)-abscisic acid 8'-hydroxylase activity; iron ion binding. The record is from RefSeq and is a predicted model, not a curated record.
UUUUCUUUUUUAUAUACAAAACACAAACUCUGAAACGAUCGAAAUCAACUGAACCUGCAAAAUCUAUCUAACAUGAAAAAUGACGUUUUCAUUGCCUUUUUCCCAUCGCAGUAUUCCACANAGUAGUGAUGGAUGUUAUGGUAAAAUAUGCAUUUGACAAAAAUGAUGAUUCUAGAGAUUUCCACUUUAAAUUUGAUUAUAGUUAGAUAAAGACCUAUGCCCCCACCAUGUUGCUGCCUCUAUAAAACCCAAGCUUAACUCAAACGGAUCAUUCAUUGACUUGAAAACCCUUCAAAGCAAACGCAUUAUUCUUCUUCCACCCAUCACAUUUCCUCAUUUCCAUAAAAACAGCCAUAGCGUGAACUCAGAGAGAGAGAGAGAGAGAGAGAGAGAGUUGCUACGUGUGUAUGGAGAUCAUUGCUGUUUUCUUAUGCAUUUUCUUUUUCUUCUCAUCCCUUCUUUCUUAUCCAUUAAUAAAGAAGCAGAAGAAACCUCAACAAAUACCUAAGCCGAAGCUUCCCCCUGGUUCAAUGGGUUGGCCUUACAUAGGAGAGACCCUUCAACUCUAUUCUCAGGACCCUAACAUCUUCUUUGCAUCUAAGCAAAAAAGAUAUGGAGAAAUCUUUAAGACACACAUACUAGGUUGUCCAUGCGUGAUGUUGGCCAGCCCCGAGGCUGCACGUUUUGUGUUGGUGACUCAUGCUCACUUGUUCAAGCCCACAUACCCCAAAAGCAAAGAGAAGCUAAUAGGCCCUUCUGCAUUGUUCUUUCACCAAGGAGAAUACCACACUCGCAUCAGGAAGCUGGUGCAAACCUCUCUUUCUCCUGAAACCAUUCGGAAACUCAUCCCAGACAUCGAAACUGAGGUUGUUUCAUCCUUGGAAUCGUGGGUUUCCGCUGGACAACUCAUCAACGCUUUCCAAGAAAUGAAAAAGUUCUCUUUCAAUAUUGGCAUCCUCUCUGUCUUUGGACACUUGGAACCCAAAUAUAGAGACCAGCUUAAGGAAAACUACUGCAUAGUGGAGAAAGGGUACAACUCUUUUCCAAACAGGAUACCUGGAACUGCAUACUCAAAAGCACUUUUGGCAAGGAGGAGAAUCAGAGAGAUCAUAAGUGAUAUAAUCAGCAAGAGAAAGGAGCAGAGAUUGGUGGAUAAGGAUCUGUUAGGCCACUUGCUGAACUACAAGGAUGAAAAGGGACAAUCAGCAAGUGACGACCAAAUUGCAGAUAAUGUAAUUGGGGUACUGUUUGCAGCUCAGGAUACUACAGCAAGUGUUCUAACAUGGAUUCUCAAGUAUCUUCACGAUGACCAGAAACUUCUUGAAGCAGUAAAAGCAGAACAAAUGGCAGUGUAUGAAGCUAAUGAUCAAGGGAAGAAGCCAUUGACAUGGAGUCAGACCAGAAAUAUGCCAAUUACUCAUAGGGUAAUUUUGGAAAGCCUUAGGAUGGCAAGUAUCAUUUCAUUUACUUUUAGGGAAGCUGUGGUUGAUGUGGUGUACAAAGGUUAUCUUAUACCCAAGGGUUGGAAAGUCAUGCCACUGUUCAGGAACAUCCAUCAUAAUCCAGAAUUCCACCCUUCUCCUCACAAUUUUGACCCAUCAAGGUUUGAGGUUGCUCCAAAGCCCAAUACUUUCAUGCCAUUUGGCAAUGGAGUGCAUUCUUGUCCAGGAAAUGAGCUUGCCAAAUUGAACAUGUUCAUUUUGAUUCAUCAUCUAGUAACAAAAUAUAGGUGGGAGGUUGUGGGAUAUCAGAACGGAAUCCAAUAUAGUCCAUUCCCAGUCCCUAUGUAUGGUCUACCAACAAGAUUUUGGAGAAACCAUUGGAAUCAAAGAUGAUCAUAGAUCAUAUCAUAAAAGCUUCCAUUGUUCAUCAUAUAUAUUCAACUUUUUGGAAUUCCUUGCCACCCAUUGAUUCCUCCUCCUUAACCCAAAACAACCUCACCUCCUAUUUUAAAGCGAGGACCCAAGUAACAUCAUGUUUAUCCUAUUUGUAAAUGGUGGCAUAGCUUAGUACAAUUAAUUAGUCUGGGUGUGUAAGUUGUUUCAAUAAUAAAUGUUAUCAACUAAUGGUAAUUUUAGUUCAUCAUCACCUCUAUUCAAUGGUCCUAUAAUACAGUAUAA